This is a messenger RNA of Prorocentrum cordatum, 2040 nucleotides long. NCBI's taxonomy places the organism in Eukaryota, Dinophyceae, Prorocentrales, Prorocentraceae. The record is from the annotation of a GenBank genome assembly.
AUGAGCAACACGGACGUCCUGAAGUAUUGGAAGUUGGGACGCAUCAACAUGAAUCCAAAAGCGAACCCAUGGGCCCGUCAGUUCUUCAAGGAUCUCCAGGACCUGGCUGAGGAUGAGGAGAUGCUGGGCGAGCCGAUGGACGUGGGCACGCCGCAGGCGACGGGCCGCCGCGCUCGGGAGGAGGGUAUCGACGUCGAGGCAGCCGAGGGCCCGCGGCUGAAGGGAGGACGGGUCAGCCGUCCUCAGCGCCGCCAGCGCAGGCGCAACAAGGAGCAGCCGAAGGCCGUGCAGAUGGCCGACGGAGGGAUGAAGACCAUGAUGCUGGUCAUGCUGAAGCAGCUGAUUAUCAAUGCCAAGCAGCUGCGCGAGAUUCGGGGCCAGUUGUACGAUACGUACCUCGUGGAGGCCAAGGCAAAGCCCGUGGUAUCCAUGCAGCAGGGGGGAGCCGCAUACGCGGCCGCCGUGAAGGAGAAGGGCAAGGGCCACAACCUCGGCCCACCAGCCGCGACCGUCUUCGUAUACCUUUUGAAGGCGCUGAUGGAGCUGGAGGGCAAGAUCAAGAUCGUGCUGGCGACACCCGUGGCCGAGGUGCGCAAGCUGCUGCGCCAGUGCAUGGAGCAGAUCGGAGCGACGACGACCGUCGGCCAGGCUCCCGCGGGGUACCUAGAGGAGGAGCUCGGAGCGUACGUGGACAUGAUCGGCUCGGGGAGCAAGAGGUUGGCGGACUGCAAGAUCUGCAAGACUGUGAACCGGUUCCAGCCGACGCUGUACGCCAGAGAGCGGAGCGACGGGUGCGGCGCCCGUUUGCAGGAGGUCAUUUUGUGGGCAGCCAUCGCGGCCAAAAACGGCAUGACCUUCGGCGGCCUGAUCUCGAAAGGGAUAUGCUCCGAGUCGCACGGCGCGGACAUCUUCGUCGCCGCGACCGCGCUGCUGGGGUUGAGCGCGCCGGAGGACCUGUUCGUCGAUGACCCCCCGGAGUUCGAGCUCCAGUACAAGGGGCUGAACGACUUCCACAGGAGGUUCAGAGAGGGCGACGUGAGGAAGGAGGACUACGACCUCUACCCUGGAGCAAACGUGGUCGUGUGGGAGAGGUGCCUCGCCUGCGCCCUCAACGACGACAAGUACGACCUGUCGAGCUUUCUGACCCCCCAGUUCAUGCUGCUGCUGCGAGGCUCGACCACCCUCCUCAGCAGGCAGCCCGCCUGGGUGUCGACCGCCCGCCUGGAGGAGCGCCCCGUGGUCGCCCUGCAUCUGCGGCGCGGCGACGUCACGCCUGGAGACGACCUCGUCAACCUCAGCCGCAGCGGGGUGCAGCAGAGCAGGCUGACCCCCGACUCCUGGUACUUCGGGGUGGUGGAGCACAUCCGCAGCGUGCUGCCGCACGCCGAGGUGCACGUCUUCAGCUCCACCGAGGACACCUACGACCCCGAGGAGUUCAACGGCUACAGGCGGAGGGGUAUGCACGUGCACCUCGACGGCGACAUCUUGGACCCGUGGGCCACGAUGGCCCAGGCGCAGGUCCUUGUCAUGGCCAAGAGCAGCUUCUCGCACGUGCCCGCCAUCCUGAACACGCAUUGUGUCGUCUACCAGCCCUACUGGCACAAGCCGCUCGCCAACUGGAUCGUGGCGCUUGGCGAGGAGGACGAGGCCGCGGCGCCGCCCUUGGAGGGCGCCGCGGGAGAGGCCGCGGCCGCACACGGCGGCGCCGCGGCGCCGGCGCGCCCAGCGUUCGACGCCGCGGCGCUGCGCGCCUGCCUCGCCGAGCGCGGCGGCUGAGGCGCCGCCGCCGCGGCCACAGGACGUCAGCCUCCCGCCCCCUGCCGCUCUCUCCCAGACCAGGGCGCGCUCCGCCUCGACGCGUGGCCGCCGGCGUCGUCGCCACACGGCCGUCGCCAUGGCCAUGUGGCCGCCUCCGCCGUUGCUCCCCCCGCCGCUCUGCCUCGCCCCGCCCGCCCGCAGCGCGCACGCGUGGCGCCGACGUCGCUCUCUCUCGCGCGGUGUCGUGUCCCACCGCUCUGCGCGCGCGGCCGAGUGCGCCCC